ACUCGAAUGAGUGGAAAACAAACGAUUCACACACAGUCUCUCGAUCCACCAGCCAGUCAGAUAGCCAUCUGUUUCGAUAUUUAGGCAGGGCAAAUAUGAAGUACAAAAUUCAGUUUAAAGAAUUCUGAAUACCGAGCACUUAUUGAUUGCGUUUGACAGACUCACGACUCUCAGACGUGGGACAGAAAGGGCUGACCGGAAUAUGCCACGCGAAAUGGAACUAAUGGCGACCAUUUGAAUCGAAUGGAUUCGUUAGGCUGCGCUUUAACGACAGAUCGUAUCAGAUUGCAUCAGAUCGUAUCAGACUAAACGGCUCGAACUAUCAAAUAAAUCCACAUCCCCUGGAGAAUUGUGUCCGCAUACGAGUAUCACAAUAUAAUUGCACAGGCCAGUUUAUGGACGCCGAAAUGACAAAGGUAGCUGAAGGUGGAAGACGCAACUGACGUCGGUUCAUCGGCCUCCAACCUGCGGUCCGAUCCCAUUCCAAGGAGAAGUAGAAGUGUACAUAAUUCACCAUGCGACGACCAAAAAUAUCACUGAAAAAGUAUUUUUAUUUCACACUGAUCUGCGCUCUCCUGCUCAUAUUUGGUUUCAAUCUCAAGGAAAACGAGAUAUGGAAGACCCGCAGUCCCCGAACAGCCCCGCUGACCACUCAGCAACACCAACAGAAGGCGCAACAAUUCCCCUCACCGGACGCGGACCUCGCCGGAUCCGAGGAGCUCAGCAAACGGCCUGAGACAUCUAGCUCCACUCCAGCUGAUAGGCCUAUAGUCGCCACUUCGCCCUCGAAAGCAGCAGGAGCAGAGGCUUUAGCGUUGGAGGGUCAGCAGACGGAGGAUAUAGAGGAGGAGGAUAUAGACGCCGACCAACAUCUGGAGCCGGAGCUGGAGCCGGAGCCGGAGCCGACCACAGCCAAGCUCUGGUUCUUCCGCAAUGGUGAAUACCAUCCACGCCCGGCCAAGACCUACAGCAAUCGGCGGGCACGCAAGCGGUACGCACCCAAGCUGCUGCCGCAUCAGGAUUCGCACAGCGACCGCAUUGUCAACCAGCUGAUGUACGUGCCGCACAACUACGAGCAAAUCAAGGCCAGUGGCAAGCUGAAAACCAUCCUCCUCUACAACGGCCUGGGUCCGUGGAAUGUGAAGAAGGGGCGCGAUGUCUUCCUGAGAGCCAAGUGUCCGGUGGAUACAUGCGAGCUGACUGCCAAUCGGGAGUUUGCCAGUACGGCCGACAUGAUCCUAUACAAAGACCACUACAUUCCCACGGCAAUACGCCGUCCCAGCAAUGCCAAGCAGGUCAGCAUGCUCUACUAUCUGGAGUGCCCCUAUCACACGCAGAAUGUCAAGGCACCCGAUGCCAUCAACUGGACGGCCACCUACAGACGUGACAGCACCAUCGUGGCGCCCUAUGAGAAGUGGCAGUACUACGACACCAAAGUCCAGCAGCAGGAGCAGGAUCACAACUACGCCGUCAACAAAACGAAGAAGGUGGCCUGGUUCGUUUCCAAUUGUGGCGCCAGGAAUGGGCGACUCCAGUAUGCCCACGAGCUGCAAAAACACAUCGAGGUGGACAUAUAUGGUGCCUGCGGCAACUUCAAGUGCUCGCGUAGUACGGCAGACAAAUGCUUCGAGAUACUCGACAACGAUUACAAGUUCUACCUGGCAUUCGAAAACUCCAACUGCAAGGACUACAUCACGGAGAAAUUCUUUGUGAAUGCCCUCAACCGGCGGGUGCUGCCAAUCGUGAUGGGUGCCCGCCCGGAGGAUUACGAGGUGAGUGCCCCGCGUCGCUCAUACAUACACGUGGAUGAGUUUGCCUCGCCCAAGGAGUUGGCCGAAUACCUGCGUAUUCUCGACGGGGACGACGAACUCUACAACUCGUACUUCAAGUGGAAGGGCACGGGUGAGUUUAUCAACACGUACUACUGGUGCCGGGUCUGCGCCACGCUCCACAACGAGGAGCAGCUGCGCAGGCCGCGCUGGUACGGCGACCUCAACGACUGGUGGCGUGGCGCGGGCGUUUGCACCAACGGCUCAUGGAGGAACUUCAAGGCGCGCAAGGACGUGAUCAGCGACGAUUGAGUGCUUGAGUCGGUCCAGAUAGUGGGCCUUGGCAUUGCGUAGAUCCAACUUCUAUUUUAAUAUCAGUGUGUAGCUUUGAUUUGUUGUUGUUUUGUAGUUAUCACUACCCACUAUCACUAUAACUAUCACUAUCCACUAAAGAAUGUGUAAAGAAUUGCUUCCUUUUUGUCGGCGUUUUAGGUGAAUGUUUUUUUGUAGCUAGCCGUAAGUGAACGAGACCUCGAAACUAGCACUAGCGUUGCAUGAGGAAAUCAAAAAGCGUAGCAGCGGAGCAGCAGAGCAGCAGAGCAGAGUAUUCAAACUAGCCCAUAGACUAAAAGAUCCCCCGGCAGAUCGGUGUAACAUAUACAAUACAACAAACAACAAAAACAUAAGAGAACCUAGAAACUUAGACUAGUUAUACGUGGAUAUACCACCAGUACAUACAUAGAUUAUAUAUUAUAUAGUUGUUUAAACUACCAGCAAGUCCAAUAUAGAGCAUAACGAGAUGAAAGACGAAGGGCGAAAGACGGGAGACAAAGGGAUACAAGCGAGUUAAAUGAAGUUUUUAUCCGUAGAUUGACCCACACAUGUAUGUACGAGUAUUUACUAGCUUAACUGCAGUGGGAAUGGGAAAGAGCCAUCAGCUAAAUAGCUUUGUAAGUGUAAUAGAUCUUUUUGUAAGCAUUUUUGGCUAGCAAACAACUGGUGGAUGGACGGAUGGAUAGCCCUAAAAUACGAGUACGUUGCGUGUGAAGUGAGAGCACUUCUUGAAUUUACAUAUAUGUUCUAUGAGUUUGCAGCUUACAUAUUAGAUUGUCUAGAUUGGCUCUUGGUUGGACCGUUAGUCGCAGUGGAGCUACUCGGCGAGGUUUCCCAGCCUGUUAGCUAACCAAUUAACUAUUUUAGGACCGAUUCGCACAAGCAAGUCCUUGGCCAAAAGCCAUAUCUGAACUAAUACAAAUACAAAUACAAAUACAAUCACCAUUCCUAUUUUUCACACAAUAUCAAUUAACAUAUUGUAUAUGAUUUCUGUUCUGUAUACAAGCGAUUUUUUUUUUGUUUUUCUACACUUUUAGCAAUAUUUAUAUUUAUUGUAUAACAUUUAAUUUAUAAGUAUGGAAUAAUAUCAUCUGUCUGUGUGUAUUUUGAUUGUGAACUUAUUAAAUUUUUAA
Drosophila persimilis is the source of this 3235-nucleotide messenger RNA. RefSeq names its product glycoprotein 3-alpha-L-fucosyltransferase A (gene FucTA). Gene Ontology annotation, molecular function: alpha-(1->3)-fucosyltransferase activity. The coding region runs from base 516 to 2081 and encodes 521 amino acids. The record is from RefSeq and is a predicted model, not a curated record. Gene Ontology annotation, cellular component: membrane. NCBI's taxonomy places the organism in Eukaryota, Metazoa, Arthropoda, Insecta, Diptera, Drosophilidae. The transcript has 5 exons.